This is a messenger RNA of Penicillium taxi, 1131 nucleotides long. It is a transcript of the gene erg6, whose product is annotated as sterol 24-C-methyltransferase. NCBI's taxonomy places the organism in Eukaryota, Fungi, Ascomycota, Eurotiomycetes, Eurotiales, Aspergillaceae. Gene Ontology annotation, molecular function: sterol 24-C-methyltransferase activity. The coding region runs from base 1 to 1131 and encodes 376 amino acids. The transcript has 3 exons. Gene Ontology annotation, biological process: ergosterol biosynthetic process. The record is from RefSeq and is a predicted model, not a curated record. Gene Ontology annotation, cellular component: endoplasmic reticulum.
AUGGCUACUGCUUUGGAACGUGAGGAUCUUGUGCGUGAUGCUGCCUUUAACCAGGCCAUGCACGGCAAAUCUUCCAAGGCCCGUGGUGGUUUGACAGCUCUGAGUGGCAAGGACAAUGCUGCUCAGAAGGCUGCCGUCGACGACUACUUCAAACACUGGGAUAACAAGUCAGCUAAGGACGAAACCGCCGCUGAUCGUGAGUCGCGGAGAAACGAAUACGCUACCCUGACCCGGCAUUACUACAACCUUGCCACCGACUUCUACGAGUAUGGCUGGGGUUCCUCUUUCCACUUCUGCCGUUUCGCCCACGGCGAGCCCUUCUUCCAGGCCAUUGCCCGCCACGAGCACUACCUCGCUAUGCAGACUGGCAUCACUGAGGGUAUGAAGGUUCUCGAUGUGGGCUGCGGUGUCGGCGGUCCUGCUCGUGAGAUCGUCAAGUUUACCGGUGCCCAUGUCACUGGUCUGAACAACAACGAUUACCAGAUCGAUCGUGCCACCUACUACGCCGAGAAGCAGGGUCUUUCUGAGAAAAUGGCUUUCGUCAAGGGUGAUUUUAUGCAGAUGAAAUUCCCUGACAACAGCUUCGAUGCCGUCUAUGCCAUUGAAGCCACCGUGCACGCCCCCGAGCUUGUCGGUGUCUACUCUGAAAUUUUCCGUGUCCUUAAGCCCGGUGGUACUUUCGGUGUGUACGAGUGGUUGAUGACUGACGACUACAACAACGAUGACCCCGAGCACCGCCGUAUUCGUCUCGGUAUCGAACUUGGUGACGGUAUCUCCAACAUGGUCACUAUCUCCGAGGGUAUCAAGGCCUUCAAGGAUGCCGGUUUCGAGCUGCUCGCUCACGAGGACCUUGCUCAGCGCCCUGACGCCACUCCCUGGUACUACCCGCUGGCGGGAUCUUUCAAACACAUGGGUUCCGUCUGGGAUUUCUUCACCAUUGCCCGCAUGACCUGGUGGGGUCGUGGUCUCGCCCACCGCUUCGUCGGUGCCGGUGAGAAGAUCGGUGUGUUCCCCAAGGGUUCUCAGAAGACCGCUGACAGCCUGGCUGUUGCUGCCGACUGCCUGGUCGAGGGUGCUCAGAAGAACCUCUUCACACCCAUGUACCUCAUGGUCGGCAAGAAGCCCGAGUAA